Microdochium trichocladiopsis is the source of this 958-nucleotide messenger RNA. Its product is annotated as transport protein particle component. The transcript has 3 exons. Gene Ontology annotation, cellular component: TRAPP complex; cis-Golgi network; trans-Golgi network. The record is from RefSeq and is a predicted model, not a curated record. NCBI's taxonomy places the organism in Eukaryota, Fungi, Ascomycota, Sordariomycetes, Xylariales, Microdochiaceae. Gene Ontology annotation, biological process: endoplasmic reticulum to Golgi vesicle-mediated transport; regulation of GTPase activity. Bases 112 to 561 code for a protein of 149 amino acids.
UCUUCACAGCAACAACAAAGUAACGCAGGCGGCGGCGUGGUGGCCCCGGGGGUUGUAAUAAGUCCACCGCCGACGCAGUCGGAUCGGGGCGGCACGGCGGGGAGCACGACGAUGGGGUCAUCUUCGACGAGGAGACUGGACGAGGACGAGGAGCGGGAUGCGGUCUUUUAUCGGUUGGAGACGCUCGGCUAUCGUGUUGGAUUGGGGCUAGUGGAGAGAUUCUCCCGCGACCGGCCGCGCUUCAACGACACGCUCGACGCCAUCAAGUUCGUCUGCAAGGACCUCUGGACGCUCGUCUUCAAGAAGCAGGUCGACAACCUCAAGACUAACCACCGGGGCGUCUACGUGCUGACCGACAACCUCUUCCGCCCGCUCGCGAGGAUGAGCACCGACGCCGGCGGCCAGGCCGUCGUCCGGGCGCAGCCGUUCCUAUGGUUCCCCUGCGGCAUCCUGCGCGGCGCCCUGGCGGCAAUGGGCAUCCAGGCCACGGUGCAGGCCGAGUCCAACGAGAUCCCCGGCGCCGUGUUCCAGAUCAAGACGAUACCCGCCAAGCAGUCCUGAUUGCUUUCCCUUUUCCCCCUUUACCCUCCUCCUCACUCCCCAACUUACUUACCAGGUCCCGGCAACCGCCCGCGCCGCUGCCGCUCCUUGACAUCACCGACCUCUUAUACGCGUGUCAAGCUCGUGGGAUGGUGAGUGACUAGCAUGUAAUGGGGUCGAAUUGGGUUAAAAUCAUCCACCUCGGUAUCACAGCAUUGGCGCAUAAGAAGCAUUUGCGAUCGAUUCAUUCCGAGGCACAUUAUAUGCCCGGAAGAUAAGCAGAUAUGAUCGGGUUGAUAUCAGCCGAACAUGUCCACGAAUAUCACCGGAUGAGAUAGACAAGAUAUGAUAGAGCCCCUCCAGACCUAAAACUGGCGGUCUAGAGGCAACAAUAUUAAUCACACGCAUAAGGGAGCAU